CAUUUUUCAUUCGUUCGACGACGUUAGUAUUGUGGGUAUUGUGUUUGUGUAUAACUGCCCAUUUGAUGUACGUUAUUACUUGAAAAAUGGGUUCUACAAAGGGUGAUAGCGUAAACAGUAGUAUCAAGAACAAUUCAAAACCUUAUGGAAAUGUAAUACUUACAUUGAAAAAUCAGUUACUGCCAGAAGAAAAGCUCUCUCCGACACCGUCCCAGCAAGAUGGGCUUGGUUUGGAAACCGAAAUAGAUUUGCGUAUUUACGGAUGCGAAUUAAUUCAAACUGCCGGGAUUUUAUUGAGGCUGCCUCAGGUAGCAAUGGCCACUGGACAAGUCCUAUUUCAACGAUUUUACUAUUCCAAAAGCCUCGUCAGGCAUCCAGUCGAGCAUACGGCUAUGGCUUGUGUAUGUUUAGCUUCCAAAAUCGAGGAGGCACCCAGAAGGGUUAGAGACGUUAUGAAUGUCUUUACCCACAUUCGACAAGUCAAUUCAAAUAGGCCCAUUCAGCCGGUCAUAAUAGAUCACAACUACAUUCACCUCAAGAGUUUGGUCAUCAAAGCGGAGAGAAGGGUCCUCAAGGAGUUGGGUUUUUGCGUGCACAUUAAACAUCCUCACAAGAUUAUCGUGAUGUAUUUGCAAGUGUUGGGCUACCACAAUCAUCAGAAAUUGAUGCAAUAUUCGUGGAAUUACAUGAACGAUUCACUGAGGACGGACGUUUUCGUGCGAUACCAACCGGAAACCGUCGCGUGCGCUUGCAUUUACUUAACGGCCAGAAAAUUGAAGUUACCUUUGCCGAAGAAUCCGUCGUGGUUUUCGAUUUUCGGGGCGAGCGAAGAGGAAAUUCGUGAUAUUAGUAUUAGGAUAUUGAAAUUGUACGCUAGACCUAAGCCAAAUAUCGAAUUGUUGGAGCAAAAAGUGGACGAGUUGUGCGAAAAGUACAAGACCGCCAGGGCGAAGGCGAGAGGUUCGGGUAACAACACGCCGAACAAUUCCAGUCCGAAUCAGGAGAAAAUAACGGGAGCUCACAACGCUUGGGGAGGCUUCAUUAGUCGUUCGGGUAGCCAUAUUGUACCGUCCGUCAACGAUAAACACUCGAGAUCGAGGUCCAGAUCGGCCACGCAUUCGCCGGAGAAUAAGCACAGGAAGCGAUCGAAAAAACACCGUUCCAGGAGCAGAUCUGCCAGCAGGAAUCACAAGAAAGGUCACAAGAGGAAAAGUUAUUCGAGGUCCAGAAGCGCCACUCCACCUUCGAAGCUAAAAAAGAGGGACAAACGUAGGUCGUCACGUUCGCCCAGUAACGAUAGGGAAUCGAAGAACGACAGGUACAUCGACAGAUAUGAUAAAUACGAGAAAGAUAGAUACAGAGAUGACGAAAGGGAUAGAUAUGCGGAAAAGGAUAAAUACGACGAGAAGAAAGAAAGGAAAGAUAGAUACGAGAGGGAAGAUAAGUACAAAGACGAUAAAUAUAGAGAGGAUAAAUAUUCUAGAGACGAUAGAGAUAAAUACAAAAAAUCCAAGCAUAGAGACGACGAAAAAUCCGAGAGUAGAUCUAAGGAUAGACGAAGGUGAAUAAUUCGGUUUUUAAACUUUGUAUUUCUUUUUGUUUUUAGCGUAAUUUGUAAAUAUUAGAUUGUAAAUAAAAGUUAUUUUCUAUACAGA
Phyllotreta striolata is the source of this 1655-nucleotide messenger RNA. Lineage: Eukaryota; Metazoa; Arthropoda; Insecta; Coleoptera; Chrysomelidae. The record is from the annotation of a GenBank genome assembly.